Messenger RNA from Halichondria panicea, 1473 nucleotides. RefSeq lists its product as uncharacterized. The record is from RefSeq and is a predicted model, not a curated record. The coding region runs from base 7 to 1428 and encodes 473 amino acids. Lineage: Eukaryota; Metazoa; Porifera; Demospongiae; Suberitida; Halichondriidae. The transcript is spliced from 3 exons.
AACAACAUGGCCUACGUCUUGGAGUGUCUAGCUCUCUUGGCCCUGUAUACAGGCCUGGCAACAAGCAACUGUCCUCUCCACGGCUGCACCCUGGCCUGUUCUUACAUAUCUGACGUUCAAUUUCUCUCACAGAGCCGUGAGCCCAGCCUCUCAUGGAGCUGGAAGGGUGAGAAUGGUAUCGGACCCUCCGGUGCUGGCUGUGUCACCAAUGGAUUUAGGAUAGUGUGUCCUGUGAUCAAUGAUGAUGGAACAUCAUUUCUGUUUUCCUGGGGCACAGCUGAUGUUGAUCGAAGGCCAUGGAACGUUUCCUUAAAGGGCAAUGCUGUGCUACCUACUGUGGAUUUUUCUGGAGACUUUAUAGGAUCUGACGGCCUCGUCCUAGUGGGGUAUGGUAGCACUGGUACUCCGUUUGGGGAACCUGUUAUCCUCUUCCCUGUGAACGGACAGCUGUUUGAUUUGACGCUCGUGGCCUCUAAGGUUGUUCUGCUCUACAAGUGUGGAUUCCUUGUGACGUAUUUUACAACUGGGAUCCCCGAUGCUAGCAUAUGGCUCAACGACACAGUGGAUGGGGAGAUGGGCACAUUCAUCCCUCUCAAUAAUCCUGCAGCACAGGGGAACAGAUUCUACAUUCUAACAGCGUUCAGGGCACAUUCCAAAACCUCAUUACAAACCAGUCUGAAGUUGAGGUUGUUUGCAAUCGAUAUAAACAAUUCCACUGUGUUGAGGAUUUCCAUUGCCUGGCACUAUGACUUCACCAUAACUAAUACGUCCCUACCUUACUUGGAGAGCAGUGAAACAAUGUGCACACUUCGACCUCCCCCCGAAGGUGUCAGGGCCAAUCAAAAUGGAAGGAAUUCUCUCGCCCAAGUGGCAGUCUCUGGUGAUAAUCUAGUGACUGUUUUAUUUCGAUACAGAGACCCGAAAAUCUUCGUUGAUCCUAACCUGUAUAAUCACUCUCGAAUGAUGAUAGUUGAAGAUAUGGGAAAGAUGUUCACUGUAAGAUUUAGUGGAGAUACACUAAACUCAUUUCAAGCCCUUGCUUUUAAAGAUGACUCCUCCUACUGGACUGCUUUUUACUACCUUCGAACAAAGCAAUCAACACUUCAACAACACAUGUUCCCCCGAGGGGAAAUGACGGCCGAUAUAAACAUUGCACAGUUACUGGGAGUAGGAAGCAAGCAAGUGAAUAUUACUAGUGAUUUAACAUUUCUGAAUAGAGAUGCAAGCUCUCCUCUCGUGUUUUGCGUGCUCGUGGAGAAUGCAGACUCUAAAUUAUUGGCCGUGGACGUUUCUAAUGAGAAGCUACUGUGGACUGUUAACUUAGGCUCUGAACUUUGCACCGGACAAAUUAGCUCGGUUGAUGGAUCUAAGGACUCUUUUCUAGUUGUGACCACCACUUCACAGUUGUUAGUGUACAGUUUAAAUUAGUUUUUGUGUAUGUGUUCAUUCCAAGACGAAUUUUCUCUAGAUCUA